ACGAGGGGUAGUGGCCGGCGAGAAUUUUCCCACACCUCUGCUUCAUCCUUCCGGCCACUUCUGUGAAAACUCUACCCUACUUUGUUUUCUUUCUUUGGCCAGAAAGCCGGCGCAGACUUCGACCCUCCUCUAAUGUCGUUCAUCUUGAGCCUUUCAAGCUGGUUACGUGCAUCUGUCCUUGAAGAUGCCAGCCAUAGAAGACAAGGCUGUCGCUGAGACGGCUGCCCUGGACGACGAUGAGUUCCUCCACAGUCUGUGCACUUACGCGGGCGAUACUGAGGCAUGGGCUCGCUUCGAUCGCUCCGCCUGGCUCUCCGUCGAAGUCGAAGCCGCUGAGGAGGAAGCCGAUCAAGAGAAUGGCCAAGCCUCGAAUAACGAGGAUGAUGGUGGCCACGAGGGUGAGACGUCGCUUGCUCUGAACAAUGUCGUCUGGCCGGAGACUGGCCUCGCCAUGGGUGAUUUGUCCGCCGAUGGAGAUAUCUUCGUGUCGUGGGACCUCGUUGAGGGCUACCCGACCAUGUUCGUUGGCAAGAAAAACAGCCGCCGAGCUGCACCGUUCUUUACCCUGGACGGUAUUCAUGAGGACCGAGUCUGGGAUCUAUACUAUCUCCAUCAUCCUGAGAAGUUGGGUAAUCCCGCUAUAUUUGUGCCAACUUACCAGUUCGAGGAUCUCUUGCACGCGAUCAACGCCAAGCUCGAAACCGAGUUGACUAUCCCGCCGGGUCCGAACCAUGGGGACUUCAAGAUGUCGUUCGGUCUCGGUAACAGCCCCCGGCCGCGCUUCUUGGGUCGCUCAAACAGCGCCGAGUGCUUCAAAUCUCUGUGUGCGGCUAUCCCGGCGCCCAAGCCCGAAGACGAUGUGGGCAACGCGACCGAGCUUGGCAAGAAGGAGUUUAUGAGCCACCUCUAUGUUGUUCAGAAUGCCAAGAAGAGAAAGCUUCAUCAGCCCUCCAAGUCGGAUAACAAAAGGAGGAAACGGGUCACACUCCACAAAACCUGGGGCAAGUCCGUCAAGCGAGUCCAGCGUUACCUCGGUCUCCGUAAGAAGCUUUCGCCUGAGUCGACUGUUGCGGAUGGCGUUCGCCCGACUAUUGAUUUUCACUCUCCCAUGGUUCAUGAGCCAGAGAACUCGGUGUUAUUCGUGGCCAUUGAUACCGAGGCAUGGGAAAAAGACCACUCUGUCCUCACCGAAGUCGGCAUAGCUAUGCUUGAUACGAACGAUAUCAGAUCUGUUGCGCCAGGCGACGGCGGCAAGAACUGGUUCCCGCUCAUCCGCGCUCGUCACAUCCGCAUUGAGGAGAACAGGUGGGCUAUGAACGGCCAGUUUGUCCCAAGCUGCGCUAAGAGCUUCAACUUUGGGACGAGCGAGUGGGCCAAGGUGGCCACAAUCCCCUCGAUUCUCCAGCAGCUGAUUGACAAGGCAACCUUGGUCGACCCCGCUGACGGCACCGUCAAGCCGCGCCACGUGGUCCUCGUUUUCCACGAGCGCAGCGCCGAUAUCAAGUAUCUCCAGAGCUCGGUGAAAUACAACAUCACCGAUGCCAUGAAUGUUCUGGACGUCGUGGACACCAAGGAGAUGCACCAAUAUGCGACCCAGGACCUCAAUGGAAGAGCCCUCGAGACCGUCCUGAAGUAUCUGGAUAUCCACUACGAGAAUCUUCACAAUGGCGGCAACGACGCUGUCUACACGCUGCGCGCCAUGAUCGGCUUGGCUGUGGAUAAGCGCCUGAAGAGCAUCGCAAAAGCCGAGAAAGCUCGCAACGAGCCUAUGGACCACAUUCCGUUUGCCGAGUUCAUGGCGAAGGAGAGGGAGAAAGAAGGAUGGUCCAGUGGCGGCGAGGAGACUGAUGGCGGAGAUGCUCUCGGCCUUUUCGACCUU
This is a messenger RNA of Canariomyces notabilis, 1879 nucleotides long. RefSeq lists its product as uncharacterized. The record is from RefSeq and is a predicted model, not a curated record. Gene Ontology annotation, cellular component: nucleus. Lineage: Eukaryota; Fungi; Ascomycota; Sordariomycetes; Sordariales; Chaetomiaceae. The transcript has 5 exons. The annotation marks the transcript as partial. Gene Ontology annotation, molecular function: nucleic acid binding.